AACACACGUGUUUUUAUCCUUUUUACCUCAAAAAUCCCCGUUCCCUUGAUAUGCAGACAUGAAUGGGUCCGGAAAAACACAAGCUAACGGUAACGAAAUCUCGAAGAGAACGGAAAAAGUGUGUAUUCUCGACGCAGGUGCUCAGUAUGGCAAAGUUAUUGACCGACGAGUCAGAGAGCUCAAAGUCGAAUCGGAGAUUUUACCCUUGGAUACCCCAGCUUUUGAGAUUAAGGAUAGUGGUUACAAGGCCAUCAUAAUUUCUGGAGGUCCAACAUCAGUGAAUGAUGAAGAUGCCCCUCGGUAUGACCCUGAGAUAUUUACUCAGGGAAUCCCAGUCCUGGGGAUCUGUUUCGGGUAUCACAUGCUGAAUAAACGAUUUGGGGGAACAAUCGCCAAGAAGGAUGUUCGAGAAGAUGGUCAGUUUGAUAUUACAGUUGAUCCGAAAUGUCAGUUAUUUCGAGGACUUGAUAAAACACAGACUGUUCUUCUGACACAUGGUGACAGUAUUGACAAGCUAGCGAACGGUUUCGAAGUCGUGGCAGAAUCAGGAAAUCUAACUGCUGGUAUAGCCAACGAAAAAAUGAAACUCUAUGGAGUUCAGUUUCACCCGGAGGUUGAUCUCUCUGAGAACGGUAUUAAAAUGAUUUCGCAUUUCUUAUUCGAUAUAGCAGGUUGUCAUGGUUACUACACUAUGAAAUCGCGGGAGGAGGCGUGUGUCGAUUACAUUGUUAAAGUUGUCGGAGAUCAUAAAGUUUUGAUGCUGCUCAGCGGAGGCGUAGACUCCACGGUCUGCGCUGCCCUGCUACAUAAAGCUUUAAAGAAAGACCAAGUUAUUGCUGUUCAUAUAGAUAAUGGUUUCAUGAGGAAGAACGAAAGCCGCCAGGUCGAAGAGUCGUUGUCGAGUAUCGGACUGAAAGUGAAAGUAGUACGUGCUGCUCAUACUUUUUACACUGCUACUACUACCAUCCCAGUUGACAAACAAAAUAACGCUAUUAAACGUAGGACUAGUACCUUGAAUACGACCUUUGACCCAGAGGAAAAGCGGAAAAUUAUUGGUGACACUUUCAUGACUGUUGCAAACGAUGUGAUUCUGGAAAUGAAUUUAAAACCAGAGGAUGUAUUCCUAGGUCAAGGAACGUUACGUCCCGACCUGAUAGAAAGUGCCUCGAGUCUCGUCAGUUGUAAAGCUGAUGCUAUCAAAACCCAUCAUAAUGAUACGGAUAUCGUACGAGAGUUAAGGAAACAAGGCAGAGUUGUCGAACCGCUCAAAGAUUUUCAUAAAGAUGAGGUCCGAGCCAUUGGUCACGAUUUGGGAUUACCGUCUACAUUAGUUCAGAGACAUCCCUUCCCAGGUCCAGGACUGGCUAUAAGAAUUCUGUGUGCUGAUGAACCAUACAUAGGGAAAGAUUUCACUGAAACCAAUCUACUCCUAAAAGUUAUUGUGGACUAUGCUAGUGUUUCGAAAUCGUCCCAGGCCUGGCUGGACUUAAUAAAUAGGUGUAUAUCCCAGUCUGAGCAAGACGUUCUGGCCAAAAUUACUGCUACUAAUUCGAUAUGUGCCACGUUAUUACCUAUUAAGACAGUUGGUGUUCAGGGAGACAGACGAACGUACAGCUACGUUGCUGCUUUGUCAUCAGAUCAGGACCCAGUAUGGCCAGAUCUAAUCAUUAUUGCGAAAUUAAUCCCUAAAAUUUGUCACGGAAUAAACCGUAUUGUGUAUGCAUUUGGAGAGAGUGUAAAACAUCCUGUACAUUGUAUUACGCCGACUUGUCUCACAGAGGGCGUUCUCAGUACCCUGCGUCAGGCAGAUUACCUGGCAACUAAGACAUUACAUGACGCCAAAUAUAUGUCAAACAUCAGCCAAAUGCCUAUAGUGAUUAUACCAGUUCAUUUCGAUCGUCCACCAUUGUCUCACUCCCCCUCUUGUCAACGUUCGAUUGUUAUUCGCACAUUUAUCACACAUGAUUUUAUGACAGGAAUACCUGCCACCCCUGAUAAACAGCUCCCCAAGGAGGUCGUGAAUAGAAUGGUAAAAGAGAUUGAAACAAUUCCAGGCAUUUCUCGUGUCCUAUAUGAUUUGACAGCCAAGCCUCCUGGUACUACAGAAUGGGAAUAG
Messenger RNA from Lottia gigantea (owl limpet), 2116 nucleotides. RefSeq lists its product as hypothetical. Lineage: Eukaryota; Metazoa; Mollusca; Gastropoda; Lottiidae. Gene Ontology annotation, molecular function: GMP synthase (glutamine-hydrolyzing) activity; ATP binding; GMP synthase activity. Gene Ontology annotation, biological process: GMP biosynthetic process. Gene Ontology annotation, cellular component: cytosol. The transcript has a single exon. The record is from RefSeq and is a predicted model, not a curated record. Bases 59 to 2116 code for a protein of 685 amino acids.